Molecule: messenger RNA, 2829 nt
Organism: Sardina pilchardus (European sardine)
Lineage: Eukaryota; Metazoa; Chordata; Actinopteri; Clupeiformes; Clupeidae
Exons: 8
Coding region: 202-2187 (661 amino acids)
Biological process (GO): embryo development; urogenital system development; regulation of transcription by RNA polymerase II
Cellular component (GO): nucleus
Molecular function (GO): DNA-binding transcription factor activity, RNA polymerase II-specific; RNA polymerase II transcription regulatory region sequence-specific DNA binding
Source: RefSeq, a predicted model, not a curated record
AAGCGGAAGUAGACACAAUUUCAGCAGCUGCUGUUCGGCUGUUCUUACUGAAAAUACUAGGCUACUACUAUUCUCACGAGUUUUGUUACUUGUAUAGUUUGGUGUAAUCUGUAUACUACGUGUACUAUUUCGAGCAUUGCGUUUAGCUUUUUUUCAUGGUAACAGCAAACAGUUGAUUUGGUCCCUUUGAAAAACAGCACAAUGUCGAAUCGUCUGGCGUUCCAGACCCAGCUAGCUUCCAUCAUGGAGGUUUUAGCUAAUGCAGCCGUGGCAGAAAUUUGUAAGCUUGUGGACGACGAUUAUGCCGUUAUUCAUUUGCAAAUGUCUCAGUGUCAAAGAGAAAACAAAACUCUCAAAAGGAAGUUGCAUUUAUUGGAACUUAGAAUGGCCCGGGGUUAUGCCGAAAGGAGAAUACGUGAAAGUGCUAUGAGCAACCGCUUGAACAGAGUCCAUGUUAAUGCAAACAUAAACAUCGUUGAUAAGUACAGAGUACCUAUGUCUGGACACUUUCCAUCCGAUGGCGGUGCUCUUGGUAGACAGAUGAAUAUCGGUUUAUGGGAGGAUGCAUCUGGUGGAACAGAGCCUGUUCAUCGCUUAUCAACAGCUGAAUCUGCAGGUGAAGAGUUGCCAGGACCUGACCUAGUGCAUGUUAAGGAAGAGAGAAUGGACAACGACUCAGGAGAGAGAGACACACAGGAGACUCUACAAAUCAGGGAAGAUGGACGUGUAGAGGUCGGCUCUAGAGUGGAGAGGUCAGGCUUUGAGGACAGCCGGGAUUCGCCAGCCGCGAGUUCAGAGGGGCAGCCGCAGUCGCAGCGCAGCAGCAGGACCGGCCGAGGCACCGUGGAGCCAGAAGAUAUGGAGGAAGGAGAACCUGACGUACUGUUCAUUAAGGAGGAGAGCUCCGAGGAGGACCAGGAGGGCAAGAGAAGAGGGUUGAGUGUACAAGAGGGAGUCGUUGAGUCCAGCACCGGUGACUCUGGAGUGGACCAGCCCUCCUCAGAGGCACAAAUGUCAGCAUCCGAAGCAACUGUCGAAAUCAAUGCCCCUGAGUCUGGACAAAUGGAGCUGUCCAAAGAGGAAGACAAGGAUGAGCUGGUGGCCAUUGACAUUGUGCCAUCAGGAGGAGUAGAGUCCAGAAUGGAAGGCUUUGUGGGCUCUGAACCGUCUAGAGAAACAGACACACAGGUACUGCAGAAACAGAUGGCUCCAAAACGCAUCAGAGGUGUCACCUCCGGUACUAUAUGGGACCUGACGGGCUCUGAUGACACACCAGAGGAGAAGUUAGAGACUCACCCGGCUCAGGGCCUGCAGAGAGGGAACAGCGGCUCAGCCCUGGGCUCGGACUACCCCCUGUACGAGAGGCCUGCAGAGCUGGACAACCUCUUCUCAUGCUGGCCCACAGAAAGCCCACCUCGACCGGGCGAGCCCUCUUGCUCUUACUCCUCCAGCGACCCAGACCCGGAUCAGGACUGUCUCCUGGUCCACCCUGGGCCUCAGACGAGAUCCGUGGCGGUCUGUGGUGCUCCAGUGGCGACUGGGAAUAAGGUGUCCUCGUCAGGGCCACAGAGGGCCCUGAGGCCAGAUGGAGUAGUGGCUGUAAUGGGCACCAACCCCAGACUCGCUGAGUGGCACUCGUCCACCGCAGCAAGGAGUGGUCGACUGCACACACUGCGUAGGAGUCAUACGGAUGCCAUCCGUCUGGAGAGUGCCACCAGCACGUGCCCCCCUCCGUCACAGCUCCCCCAAAGGGUCUCCGUAAACCCUGCCCCGUCAACCUUCACCAGGCUCGGGCCUUCUGCCAUGUCGGCAACGCAGAUUCACAAGUCUUUGAUGGGGCUGUCGCAACAGCAACAACAGCAGCAGCAGCCUCCACAGAUUCUCUUUCCACCAGUGGAGCGUGUGAUCAGCAAGAAGUAUGUGUGCCGAUUCUGUGGGAAGGCGUUUGCUGGCCAGUCAAAUCUGGAGGCGCACCAGCGUGUUCACACCGGGGAGAAGCCUUUCCGCUGUGCCACCUGUGGGAAGCUGUUUUCCGAGGCAGGCAACCUGAAGAAGCACCAGCGCGUGCACACGGGAGAGAAACCCUACACCUGUGGCCGUUGCGGGAAACACUUUGCCUGGAUCUGCAACCUGCGCACGCACCAACAGUCAGCUGCCUGUGGAGGGGUUUCAACAAUGGGCAAAUAAACAUUUCAGUACAGUUAAAAGAAGGGAGAAAGGGCCUCACUUUACAUAAGUUUUUUAUUAUUAUUGCAAUUGCGUUAACAAAAAUGAAAAGUUUGGUCCAGCACUCUAACAAACUAAAGACACUGAGUGAAGCCUGCUCCUAUUCCUGUAUUUCAGUACAGUUACCAUAAAUAAAGUGACAAGACUACUCAUGAGUGGAGCAUAUAAGUGGUGGGAACAUGGUAAAAAUAGUAGUUGCCUCUGAAAUCAUGUUCUUCUAAAAAAUAAAGUAGCAGUAGUAAAUGGUAGGUAGUAAAAUGAUGGCUUGUGAAGAACUCCAUUUGGCGCUGGGCAGUGUCUUUAGAUCGUAUUUGUCAUCUUAUCUGCAAAGUUAAGUUGAGCCUGUGCCACGGCCUAACUAUAUCAAUGUAAAGAAUUGGACCAGUGAAAUGACUCCCAGUUGUUUGUUACUACAAAUACAUGUACUACCUCAGCAAUAGAUGUAGAUUAUGUAGCAGUUAACUACACAAUUAUUUAUCCUUCCUCUCUCUAUGGACAACUGACCAUUUUACGGGUAUAACAGUGUUAGCUGUUGUCAAGACCAAUGAGUACUCUUGUUCGGUUCAAAUGCAAGAUUUUUUUUUUACAUAUUAUAUCAUGACA